UGUAUAUAGCCAAUAGAUCCGCUUGUUGCCCAUUAUAUUCCCGGCUCCUCCUCUCUCUUGUUCCCACUGCAUUGCCUACGCAACACAUCAUGUCCGACGCCGACAGUUUCGAGGUGGUCCAACCUGCGGACGCGUCCGCGUCUGCUCCUGCGGCCGAGCCCGCGACCGAGCCCGCACCCGCGCCCGCGCCCGCGCCGGAGGCGGAGCCUGCGUCUCCCGUAGCGUCCGUCACUUCGCCAAAGACGACCACUGAGAAGAAGUCGACGACCGGCACCGCGGCUACAAAACGCACUGCGGCCACUGCUACCUCGGCUACUCGUCGACCUACUGCCGCCGGCACCGCGCCAACCAAGUCGGCCACAGGCUCGACCACGAGCUCGACGACACGAACUAGUGCUGCCGGCACCGCAAGCAAACCUGCAGCCCGCCCGGCCACCGGUACGACCACGGUCAAGCGCCCGCCGACCGCGGCCUCGACUGUCUCGCACCGAUCUCGCCCUUCCAUCUCCGAAGACGAGAAGAAGCGGACGCCGGUUUCCGGCGCAACGGGGGCAGCGCGCCGCACCUCGAUUGCGGCCAGCAGUACUCCGAGCUCCCCUAGCAAGCCGAAAACUAAUACUACCACCGCCGCCGCCGCCACUGCCGCUGCGAGAAAACCAGCCGCCGCUUCCGGCACUGCUCCCUCAAGAACGCCCACGACAAGCUCCCGAUCCUCGACGACGGCCUCUGCUCCCACCACAACGACUCGCACGGCAACCAAACCCGCCGCUACUGGCGCCGCGGCCGAGGCGAAGAAGCGACUCUCGUCGGUCUCGUCAACCACGACGGCUGGUACUGCUCGUCAUGCGCCCCGUGCUUCUCUGGCGUCCAACUCGUCCAGCGCCACCACGGUUGCGGCCGAGUCGACCAAGGAGAUUGAGGAACUCAAGGCUAAGCUUGCAUCGAGCGAGUCCGAGAUUGCGGAACUGAAGAACCAGAUUGCUUCUUCCCAGGAGAAGAUCGCUGAGCUCACCGAGAAGGCCGGUGCCGCCGAAGCGGAACAGGCAACAGUGCCUGGAAGCGCCAUCAACCAGGAAGCUCUGGAAAGUUUGAAGACGGAACAUGCCGCCGAGAUUGAUGCUCUCAACAAGCAGGUUUCUGAAUCCCAGGAGAAGCUCGCUGCCGCCGAAGCUGAGCUGGCUGCCCAGAAGAGCCAGCUGGCCGAUGCCACCAGCGCAAAGGAAGCCGCCGAGGCCGAAGUCGCCGGGCUCAAGGCAGCCCUUGAGAGCCUCCAGGCCGAACAGGAGGCCAAGCUGGGCGAGGCCGCGACGAACUUGGCCAAGUCCGCCGACGAGCACGCCGCUAAGCUCGAAGCUCUUCAGAAGAGCCUCAAGGAGGAACACGAGGCAGCUAUCGAGGCGCUGAAGGCCAGGCAUGCCGAGGAGCUGCAGGGAGGAAGUGCCACGCUUGUUGCCAACCAUGAGAAGGAAAUCCAGGAACUCAAUGCGAGCCAUGAGAAUGCCCUGGCCGAGCUGCAGAAGAAAAUCGACGACCUCACCUCGAGCCAGGCGGCGCUCGAAGCUGCUCAUGAGGAGAAGCUGGCCGCUGAAACCGCGGCCGGAGCAGCCAAGCUUGGGGAACUCGAGGCCGAGAUUGCCGAACUCAAAGCCAAGCUUGAGGCUGCGGAGAAGACCGCUGAAGCUGCCAAGGCCGAACUCGAGGAGAAGUCGGCUGCUCUCGCUUCCCUUGAGGCCAAGGUCGCCGAGACGGAGGCCGAGCUCCAGGCCGCCAAAGAGGAAGCUGCCAAGGCCGCCAGCUCGCAUGCCGAGCUCCAAAAGCUUAUCGACACUCUCACCGAAGAGAACAAGUCAAAGGAUGCCACCAUCGCAAAGAUCAAGGAGGAGACCGCCGCGGCCGCCGACCAUCACCAGAAGCAGCUCCAGCAGGUCAGUCAGGACUACGAGAACGAGAUCGAGAGCCUGCGGGGCGAUGCGUUCUUCAAGCGGAGAUUCGAGGAGUUGGAGGUCAAGCAUAACGAGCUCACCAAGGCCCAUGAGGAAGCUAUCGAGAGCCACGCCAAGGCGCUGGAGGUUGCCAGGGCCGAGCACGAGGCCGCGGUCAAGGCCCUCGAGGCUAAGGAGGCAGAGCACCAGCAGGCCCUGGAUGCGCUGCAGGCGAGCCAUGCCGAGGAGCUGGAGAAUGCCAAGAGCCUAGCGAGGCAAGCGCAGGAAGCCAGCGCCGAGGAGAUCGAGGCCCUGAAGGCCACCCAUGCCAGCCAGAUUGAUACUCUGAGGGGCGAGAGCGAAGCUAGCCUGGCUAAGGAGCUUGAAGCCCUCAAGGCUAGCCACUCCGAAAUCCUCGAGAGCCUGAAGAAGGACCAUGAGGCAGACAAGGAACGGAUCUUGGCCAAGCAUGCUGACGAACUUGCCGCUGCGAAGGCGGCCGGCGACGAAAGCCACGCUGCUCUGCUGGAACAAAUCAAGCAGGAGCUUGAGGCGAAGCAUGCCGAGGAGUUGGCCAAGGUGACAGCGCAGCUCGAGACCGCCAGCAGCCUGAAGGAGGAGCUCGAGGCGAAGCACGCCGAGGAAAUCGCGAAGCUGACUGCGGAGCUUGGGUCGGUCGCCGGUCUCAAGGAGGAGCUCGAGUCGAAGCACGCGGAGGAGGUGGCGAAGUUGGUAGCUCAACUUGAGGCUGCCGGUGGCUUGAAGGACGAGCUCGAGGCCAAGCACGCUGAGGAGAUUGCGAAGCUGGCGGCUGAACUCGAGACAGCUAAGAGCCUCCAGCGGGAGUUGGAGUCCACUCAGGUCAAGCUCGCCGAGGCCGAAGAGAAGCACGCGUCCGCGAUGGCGGCCAUCAAGAGCCUGGAGGACGACCAUGCGGCCGAGGUGGAGAAGCUGAUCGCGAUGCACAACGAGGCCCAGGAGGCCCUGAAGAAGGAGGGCGCCGCGCAGGCGCAGGCUCAGCUAGAGGAGUUGCAAGCCAGCCACAACAGCGUGCUGGAGGAGCUGACGCGCAAGUCUCAGUCCACCUCGGAGGAGCUGGCCAAGGUUCAGGCAGCCAAGGGGGAGGUCGAUGCGACUCUCGAGGCCCUCAAGGCCGAGCAUGCCAAGGUGCAGGAGGAGCUCGACAGUGUCAGCCAGCAGCUCGCGCUGGAGAAGAUGGAGAAGUUCACGGCCCGAGCCGAGCUCGAUGCCGCUAGGAACGCCAAGCCUGACACUACCGAGCUGGACGCGCUCAAGGAGCAGCUUGCCGCCCUCGCCGCGGCCCACGAGAAGGAGGUUGCCGAGCUCAAGGCGAGCCACGAGAAGGCGCUGGCCGAGGCGGGCGAAGCCUCGAGCAAAGCAACUUCGGAAUUGGCGAGCGCUCGCGACGAGAUAGCCAUGGCCAAGAAAGAGCUGGAGGCCUACAAGGCCGAGGCCGAAGCCAAGCUGAAGACGUCCGAGGCCGACUACAAGGACAUGCACGACAGCAUGACGCAGCUCGUCGAGGAGGCGCAAACGCUGGCAGCCGAGAACCUGAAGAAACUGGCGGAUGCGGAGCAGCAGAUUGGCGACGCGGACAAGAGGAUCGCCGAGCUCACGGCCCAGCUCAAGAUCAAAGACGCGGAGCUGGCCGAAGCUAGGUCUAAGGCAGAGACGCCCAAGGGCCUUGCAGCGAGCCGCUUUGCCAACGCGGCCGGUAGCGACAACGACGGCGAUGCUGCCAACGAGCCCGCGGAAGCUCGCUAAGAUCCAGAAGUCGGUCAGCCAGCUACAGGACUACGACGCCCUCAUGGGGCAGCAGCAUCAUGAGAUGCUAAAGUCGAUCACCGAUCUCAAGAACUAGAACUGGGCUUGAGACGGGGCCGGCCGUCAGCCAGAGCCAAGCGUGUGGGAAUUACACUGCCGUGCC
Molecule: messenger RNA, 3870 nt
Organism: Thermothelomyces thermophilus ATCC 42464
Lineage: Eukaryota; Fungi; Ascomycota; Sordariomycetes; Sordariales; Chaetomiaceae
Exons: 3
Coding region: 90-3707 (1205 amino acids)
Source: RefSeq, a predicted model, not a curated record